Messenger RNA from Candida tropicalis MYA-3404, 606 nucleotides. It is a transcript of the gene UCF1, whose product is annotated as Ucf1p. NCBI's taxonomy places the organism in Eukaryota, Fungi, Ascomycota, Pichiomycetes, Serinales, Debaryomycetaceae. The record is from RefSeq and is a predicted model, not a curated record. The coding region runs from base 1 to 606 and encodes 201 amino acids. Gene Ontology annotation, biological process: energy reserve metabolic process. The transcript has a single exon.
AUGGCGGGAAAGAAGAAGUCUAAGUCUGAUUCAGUACCAUUAGAUUUAGGCAAUAUUAAACCAUUAGAAAAAUUACAACCAGUCCCAAAGACUAGAUCAUCCUCAAUUACUUCAAUUGAAUCUGCUGAUGAACCAGGUACUAUGAAGCAAGUUUUAUUACCUCCUACUAUUAGAGAAUUUGACGAAUUGGAACAAUUUGAAGCUUUUGUUAGAGAUGAAACUUGGGAUAAUGAAUUUGAUUAUUUCCACGGUAGAUUACAUUACUAUCCACCAUUUGUCAUGAAGGCUUGUCAUGAUGAUGUUGAAAAGAUCAAACCUACAGUUAAUAAAAAUUCCAAAAAGUUUAGACGUGAUUUACAACAUCAUAUUCAAAAACAUUUAAUUAAAGAUUUGGAGAAAUGUUGUGGUUAUGAAUUAAAUUUCGGUAAAGGUGAAGUUGUUGAAACUGAUUCAAAAGUCACUUGGAAAUUUAAGGAUGAAACUGAUCAUGGUUUUAGUAAAGAAGAAGAAGAUAUGUAUGAUAGACAUUGGAGAUUAGAAUUAGAUGUCACUUGUACUAAUGAAUCAGCUAUGGUUGAUGUCGAGUACAAGUCAAUUCCUUUGUAA